AUGACUGUGACUACUCCUCUUGUGACUAUUUUCGGCGCGACCGGCAACCAAGGUGGUGCUGUUGCUCGUUCACUGCUGAAAAAUCCUUCAUUCAAAGUUCGGGCACUUACUCGAAACCCCAGCUCUGAUGCGAGUCAGGCACUGGCAUCCCAGGGUGCCGAGAUUCGACAGGCAGAUGGCUUUGACAAAAAGUCUAUGCGGGCUGCGUUUGCCGGUUCUUGGGGCAUUUUUGUCAAUAUCAACUCGGAUGACAAGUCGAUCAAGGAAAAGGGUCUUACAGAGUUUGACUUGGGCAAGACCAUUGUCGAUGCAGCGGCAGAGGCUGGUGUACGCCAUUUUAUCUUCAGCAGUGGGCCCAACAGUCUUGAGAUUACCAAUGGGAAGGUCAAGAUGAAUGCUGCGCAGAACAAAUACGACAUCGAGCAGUACAUUCGAGGUGUUGGCUGUUUCGAAACAGUCAGUUUCAUAUGUGUGGCAUGGUUCCUAGAGAAUUUCUCCAUCAAAGAGAUCGCACCUAUCUUUGGUGGUUUUCCUCAUCUGCCCGAUGCAGAAGGAUAUUUGACCUUUGUUGCACCCAAGUGGGGUGGCAAGGAAGACGUACCCUUCCUCAGCGUAUCAGAUGACUUGGGAGACAUUGUUCAUGGCAUGUUCUUGGAUCCUUUGGCAUGCAAUGGCAAGAUUGUUCAUGGCUGCAGCGAUAUCUGCAGUAUGAACGAUGUCACCUCAUGUUUUGAGAAGGUUUCCGGUCGCAAAUCUCGCUAUCAGCCGCUUGGGUCCUGGGAGGAAUUUAAUACUCACGGGGUCCCGGAAUUGGAGGAUACCAAGAUGAUGUUUGGAAUGACACAGGAGAGCGGGGGGCGGUACUUUGGACCUGAGGCCUCGGAGAAGCGAACUGCAGCGGAGCUCAAGAAAAAGACUGCAAUGGCUCUGAACAUUUCCAAGGAGGACCAGGACUUGAUUUCAGUUGAGUCCUGGUUCCGUAAGUAUUCUCCUUCUUGGUAA
Messenger RNA from Penicillium maclennaniae, 1002 nucleotides. Its product is annotated as NmrA/HSCARG family protein. Lineage: Eukaryota; Fungi; Ascomycota; Eurotiomycetes; Eurotiales; Aspergillaceae. Bases 1 to 1002 code for a protein of 333 amino acids. The record is from RefSeq and is a predicted model, not a curated record. The transcript has 3 exons.